CUUUAUCUACCUAGUAUGGACGAUACGAAGAGGUCACCAAGCCCGCAGCCGUCAAUUCCAUGACGCGCCUGUCCUUACGUCAAAUCGCAGGUUCUCUUCCACCGAACGAAGCCAGAGAACUCCGUGCCGCGUUUAAGCAGGCUUUUCCAACAGAAGCUGGCUCUAAGAAGGACUAUCCAUGCAACUCUUGUGGCUUCACACCAAACCGUAUGGAGCAGGAAGGUGGCAGGAAGCUUCGUACUUGUAGCGGGUGCCGUAAGGUUGACCGACUUAUAUUCUACUGUUCGUCGGAAUGUCAGCGUCGCGACUGGAAGCACGGGAAACCGUACCCGCACAAAGCAAUCUGUGGAAAGCCCCUCACCGAACGAGAGAUCUGUGAUCUCCCAAGUACAAAGAGUUUCUAUUCUGCAGAAGAUCUGAUACCAGAUGCAGAGCCACAAUUUCAACGGUCAACAGCUCUCAGCCGUCAAAUUUCUUGCCUGUUGACAGAUCUUUGGUUAGAUUAUGUGCUCUUUGUACCAGAAAACACGGAUCCGGGUGGUCAAAAACGAAUCAACGUAAUGUUUGAUUUGCGAAGAAAACCUCAGUUUAUCUUGCAUCGUAACCGAGCACUCAAAAACGGCGACGCUUCGGCUGUACAAAUCAUGUAUGCGCUGCUACUGGGAGGUGUGGAAGGAGAGAUUUCUCCCACACAAUCUGACGAGCCGAUUUCUCCGUCACUGAUCCGGUCGCAGCUCGAGGAGGAAUACGGGGUCAUCGUGGACAGCACACCGCCCUCUGUGCAGGAUCAACAUCGCCUGAGCAUGAACGCUACUUCUGAAGAGCUCGCACUCAUAGAUCACACCCUCAACAGAGUCGUAGACCCGGAGAGGAUGCAGAGCAUGAAGCAGCUCCUCAAGACGUGCAGCCCAACACCAUACCUGAUAGGCUGUUGAAUACAAUGUUAAAAUUGCGUAUAAAUGCGAAAUGAUGUUGAGAUUC
This is a messenger RNA of Phanerochaete carnosa HHB-10118-sp, 981 nucleotides long. RefSeq lists its product as uncharacterized. Bases 60 to 935 code for a protein of 291 amino acids. NCBI's taxonomy places the organism in Eukaryota, Fungi, Basidiomycota, Agaricomycetes, Polyporales, Phanerochaetaceae. The record is from RefSeq and is a predicted model, not a curated record. The transcript has 4 exons.